Molecule: messenger RNA, 1492 nt
Organism: Zychaea mexicana
Lineage: Eukaryota; Fungi; Mucoromycota; Mucoromycetes; Mucorales; Lichtheimiaceae
Product: phenylalanyl-tRNA synthetase
Exons: 5
Coding region: 37-1371 (444 amino acids)
Biological process (GO): phenylalanyl-tRNA aminoacylation
Cellular component (GO): mitochondrion; cytoplasm
Molecular function (GO): tRNA binding; ATP binding; phenylalanine-tRNA ligase activity
Source: RefSeq, a predicted model, not a curated record
GGUUUGGGACACUUUGUUGACACUCACCCUAGCAACAUGCUGGUCAAUCGUAUAACGACACUGGUCUCCUCCCAGGCUGUUCGGGGAACAACAUUGCGUUGCAUUGGCGCACGAGCCGCUUAUUCUACCAACGGUCAAGACUUUAAAGUGACAGACACCGAAAUACAAAUUGGCGACAAGAAUUACAAAAAAGACGCAUGGACCAAUGUAUCACCUACGACGUUAUCACGAGUGAAUCGAAAACUGCAUUUGCAUCCACAGCAUCCCAUUUCCAUUAUUCGUCAACUUAUUGAAUCGCAUUUUCAUGACUUUAAGCCAUUCAACGAAUUCAGCCCAGUUGUCACCACAAAACAAAACUUUGACGAUUUGCUUAUUGCCAAGGAUCAUGUCACUCGCAACCGGUCGGACAACUAUUACAUUAAUGAAUCUACCAUGUUGCGUGCCCACACCUCUGCACACCAGCUGCAAGGCAUGCGUUCGGGAGCAAACAAGUUUCUGAUAAGCGGCGACGUGUUUCGACGCGACGAGAUUGACGCAUCGCAUUAUCCCGUGUUCCACCAGAUGGAAGGUGUUGUUUUUUUUGAUGCCGACCCUGUAAAGACGGCAGAGCAGGUCAAUGCAGAUAUUGCGAGCGGACGAUUGAAGGAGGCCGAGAAUGUCAAGGUGGUGGACGAUACGAUUGUCAAGCCUGAAAACCCAAUGCAGGCAUGUCACACGCCGGAAACAUUGGAACCGAUUGCUGCUCAUCUGAAAUACAGCAUCAAUUCCAUGUUGUGGAAGCUGUUUGCGGAUGAACAGGAUUUGGAGGUGCGCUGGAUCGACGCCUAUUUCCCGUUCACCAGCCCAAGUUGGGAAGUCGAGAUCAAGUACAAGGGCGAAUGGCUUGAGGUGUUGGGGUGUGGUGUUGUACAACAAGAAUUGAUGAACCAAGCAGGCCUUCAUGACAAGAUUGGUCAUGCAUUUGGGUUGGGACUGGAACGAUUGGCAAUGGUAUUGUUUGGUAUUCCGGACAUCCGAUUGUUUUGGUCGCAAGAUGAGCGAUUCAUUCAACAGUUCACCCCUGGCAAAAUCCAGAAAUUCCAACCGUUUUCGAAAUACCCGCCAUGCAUCAAGGACAUGUCUUUCUGGCUGCCCACCAAGAGCUGGGAAGAGAACGACUUUUGUGAACUGGUUCGCGAUGUUGCAGGUGACUUGGUAGAAAACGUCGAAUUGAUUGACGAUUUCACCCAUCCUAAAUCACAAAAGCGCAGUCUCUGCUACCGUAUCCUUUACCGAUCCAUGGAUAGAAACGUGACAAACGAAGAGAUCAACACGAUCCAGGACCGAGUGCGCGGCGCUGUAGAAAAGCAAUUUGCUGUUGAAUUGCGAUAGAGAAAAAAGCAUCUUUUCAUGCAAGAUGCACCAAAGUUUAGUUUUGAGAAAUCCCAUGUUACACAGAAUACAAAGAUUUAUAAUGUGCCUUUGUGGUUUUAUUUUUUACCCUCUCCCUUUC